AUGUUGUUCCAGGUGGGAGGGCAGGGGUCGCGGCCAACCUUCUUCGAGAUGGCAGCCGCUCAGCAGCUCCCUGCGAGCCUCAGGGCUGCCCUCGCGUACUCCUUCGGCGUGAGCUCAAUUCUCCCUCCUUCGCCCCAUCUGCUGAAGCUCGUGUUCCAUUUCAUGUCUUAUUCAGCAGUAGUUUCUUCUUCUCUUUCCUCUUGUGGCUUAUCGGCCCCCAUCAGUCUGGUUUCGUCAAUGGCCUCCCUUUGUUCAUCGUGCUGGAAUUGGCCGGUGAUAAGACCUGCGCAGAUUAUCACACCCAUACCAAGACUUCCCCCCACCACUCACCCCCCAGAAGAAAGAAUUGCCGUGGGCGACCAACCUGUAGGGGGGGAAAUGGGCGACAUGGAAUUCUUGUUCUUAGUCUCCCGAUCAAAAGCGCGCUGCCGCAUUUAGAGAUAGGAUUUCAGGGUGAAGAAUAGUCUGGAGUCGAGAGGAGAGGACCCUGUUCAUUGUGCGAGGGUAUCAUUUUCUGUGUGGCCUCCUUCCUCACUGGCCUUAGUAUCAUUUAUUUGGUUUGUUUCAGUGGUCCGUUGGCGCAGGCCGUUUAGAAAACGUAGUUAAGCUCACGAUGAUAUCAUACACUAUUCCGGACACAUUAUGGAUGGCUCAGUCAGUUCUCCUCUAGGUUUUAUGGUCAGGAUGUGUGGUACAGGGCAAGCCAUGAAAUUUGGGCAGGUGGUCUCUGAGAGUCAGUGGGACAGGAUGAGCUCGUUUCAAGUCGUGAUUCCCUUUUUGUCCAGGCAAAAAGAGAAAAGGAUGUCUUUUUUUGUCAGAAUGUGGAAUUUCUUCAUUUAUUUUUGCAUAUGAACGUGAAGAGUAAAUAUAUAUGUAUAUAUAUAUAUAUAUGUCUUAGUUCACUGAGGGAUCUCAGCCUCUUCGUAGAUCUAAAAGAUGUAUUGAUUAUGCAGGUUGUUGCUCUAAGAAGACCGAUCUUUCACAAAAUAUUAGACUAUGAAGAUGAGUUCUUUGCCUUGCUCAUGCUGGUGCUUGAAACUCACAGUUUACGAACGACAGGUGGUGCUUAUUUUUCUUUAUUUUUUUACAUUUAAAGUAUACAUUUUAAACCGGUCCACUUUUUCCCUGAUAUUCCAAGUACCACCUAACUUAAGGAUCAAACGCAUAGAUACCACUCAACAUGGUUUUGCUUAAGGUGUCAAGUCCAACUAUUCACCAAUUUUAGCGUAAAAUUAGUAUGUCAUUGAAAACUUCAUUACCUCUUACGAAAAGGCUUCAGCUCAAGCAUCAGGCUGAACAAAACGGGACAAAAAUACAAGAAAAGUUAGAUUUGGAUUUCCUGGGGACAUUCCUUUUAUGUGUAAAAUCAGUAUCCAUUUCAUUAUCUUGGGUUCAUUUUCAUAUUCCUUUUGGGCAUCGUGUCCUGCUGUAUGGUGUUUUACCCUCUAUAAGAUGAAGAAGGGUGCUUGGGAAGCAUCACUCCCACGUCCAGAGCUCGCAUGUUCUCCUGCCUAAAAUAAACGGGGAUCUGUCACGGUAAUUAGGAGGGGUUUUAGGUGAGGAUUAUUGCAGUACCUUUUCUGCAGUAAAAAACUUUAUUUAAGGAUUGGGAAUUUAGGUUAUUUCAAGUUAUUUUCACAUGAUUUUUGUCUUUCCGUUUCACUGAGUGAUUUAGCCAUUCUGGAGAAUUUUUUUCUGAUUUUUAUGACCCCUUGCUAACUAUUGAAUAGAUAUUGAUGAAGAUGACACAUUAUUUGUCAAGCGCCUCGUUUUUUUCCCUCUGUGAGGUCACUUUAGUAUGAUGUUUAAUUUUCUUCUCGUUAUCUCAUUUUGAAAAAAAUAUACAUUUUUCAUACUCAGAGGCUUCUUUCUCGGAGUCCCUAUAUGGUUUGCGAAGGAGGCCAGUGAAUAUAACAACAAGAAAAGACAACGCAAAAAUGGAUUCCAAGCAGCUUCAGCUCCCUUGGUUAAGAAGGCGCCAAAGAGUUCUCUCAGUUGCCUUUCUCGUACAUUGCCUUCUCCCCUGCCCUUAAAGUUUUUUCCAAUCCCUGAUAAUUGCUAAGCAUCAUGAAUAGAACCUCUUUCAUAUGCUUCUAGGUCGCUUUGCCAUAUCUGAAAUCCAAAUUGCAAGCUCUCUACAAUAAAGAAAGAGCAGCAAGGCUUCAAGCAAGCUUAUGGGGAAAUGAUGAUGUGACAUUUGACGACAGUGGCACUUAUGUGGGCCAAGCAGAAGCUGCCCAUGGGGGAACGGAUGUCGUGGGACCAGAAUUAUCAAGCAUAACUCGUAUCAAAAAGCAAGUUUCAGCUUUUAUCGGUGCCUGCUACCCUUGGAUUCAUGCGAGCAAUGAAGGUAUGUAUGUAGUCUUCCAGAUGCGAUGGCACCUCCAAGGGCCACCAAAUAAGAUUCUCAUUUCUGUGAAUGGGAGAGGUAUAUAUAUAUAUAUAUAUAUAUACCUCGGCUAAUUUCCGCAUUCUUUACCCGUCGGUUGCAGAAUUUUUAUGUUUGGUUUUCUCCUUUACUGUUGAAGAAUAUGUGGCCUAUGUUUGGAAUUAUCUGUACGUAAGAGUUUACAGAUGAUAAAAUAUUAGAUCACAUCACCUAAAGAAGCUCAUUUAUGGGCAUUUUCAAGUGUCAAUGCAACAGCCUGAGUGGGUUUUCAUACGGGCGUGUCCGUGUGGAACUUGUGAGGAACAAUAAAGGGCGACAGUUGAGAUUGCAAACAAGAAACAUUUUUCGUUCUUUUUUUCAGUGUCACACGUUUCUGUCCAUAGCUACUGGAUGUAAUUCAUAUAUAAAGUUGCACAAGUUGAUAUUCAUGGUGUAGCCCAUGGACACACCAUUAAUGUCGCUUCUUCAGAUGAUUUCUUACACGUUUCUUCACUUUCCAACCAUAUCUCUGAACCCUUCAUGCAGGAUUGUCAUUUGCCUAUCAGCUGUUAUAUCUACUGGAUGCUACUGGAUUUUAUAAUUUGGGGCUACAUAUCCUCGGUGUCCAUGUGUGCCGUGCCACAGGGCAGGAAUUGGUAUGCCCCUUAAACAUGUUUUUUUUUUUUCCCCCUUUUGUUGCAUAAUCAUGCAUAGUCUUUGGUUUGAAGACUAUCUCAAAUAACUCUGUGGAUUUUCCCCCUAUCAACUUCGUCUUGUCUGUCUUGAGCUCUGAAUUCCAUCACACAAUGAUCAGCUGGUCCUAUGUUACCGAAUAGUUUUCUUUCUCAGUGCAAUAAUUAUUUCUUUCGCCUAAAAUUAUUAUGAGUGCAAAUUUCACUCCAUUUUCUCAUUUUUCUUCCCCAGUUGAUAAUUACUAGUCAGAUUUUUCUUGUUUGAAAUUCCCAUCACUGGUGUCAAAUUGGCCAUAUUCAGCACCAUCCCAUCAGAAAAACUCAUGACGCUAUCAGAUUUUUUUAGAUAUAGAUUAUUUUUAGUGAGAUCAUGUUAAAUUAUCAGAUCGAAAGUUUAUAAUGCCGCGUGGCUUAUGUGCCUCUUUGGGGAAACCGCCAAUUCAGAUGGAUUCAUCCUCCAGAAUUUCAAGGAUCAGAAGCCGUGAACGUGAGAGACUCCGUGGCCCUCCAUGGAUGAAGGUACCUGCGUUUUUUCCUUGUUGCAUCAGUUAGCUUAUGAAAUUCUAAGAGAAAUAUUCGAUGACAGAACUUAUGAAAUCCUAAGAGAAAUAUUCGAUACUUCUGUCCCCUAGAUGCCGUCUUGGACGAUGCCCUUGGGGUUGAAAGUGUCAACUUCACCAUAUGCAUCCAUGAUCAUCCCUUUAAGCACAUCUUGAGCCAGAUUUCAUCCCGCUCUUGUUGCAUUCGGAAAUAACUGGCGGUCGUCUUUGGCCAUUGAAACCACGAUAGACACUGAACUCUUCCUUAAUAUUGCUGACGUUGAUUAAGCUGGCGGGGGAUCGCCUGUAAAAAUAAAUUGCCUUUUUGCGACAUUUUUUGCUAUGUUUAUUGACUUAUUAUUGCUGCAAGGGCGCAGACUGUACAGAAGCUGUUGCUUAGCUGCAUUUAUACUACGUUGGACUAUGCACAGACAGGCCUGAUUGCUGCGGUUUUCUUUUUCAAGGUGGGUUGACUUCGCCCAUGUUGCUCUAACACAUUUUAACCAGUUCUGGAACAUAAAAUACAGCAUUCGUCGAUUUUAGUUUGACUUAGUUCUUCAUGAAUCGAUGCCCCAGUAUCUCGCCAUUUUACUUAUUUUUUUGGUAAAUAACUCUGCGCUAGCAUGCUGCUAUCUGCAUUAGCAAAGAUUAUGGCUCUGUAAAAAAAUAAAAUUAAAAUUUUAAAAAAAAUCUCACUAGACUAGGCUUUCAACAAACCGGAUUCUUGAUAGAACCCCCGAAAUGUCUACAUGAGAUGAAUAAGGAAUGCGACGAAUUCACCCCAGCCAUUUUAAGUUAAUCUGAUGAUGUACUACUCUCCGAUGUCGAUAAGUUAGCUCAAAGUCUCCUGCAGAUGAUGGAGUGGUGGUAUCAAUCUGCGGAGGAGAGAAUGUCGGCUCCAACCGUGUUCCCGCCCCCACCCCCACCCCCACCCCCAAAGGUAAAUAAUGAUUCUCAGAUCACUCUCUCUCUCUCUCUCUAGCUCAAUACGAGGUCACAUAGCUGACGGCUUCCUGGUUUUUCCUUCAAAUUUUUAUGGGCAGGUUGCGGAAGGUGGAAUCCCCUUGCCGCAUGACAGGUCUCUCUGCCCUCUGUGCUCGCAGAGACGGGCGAACCCAUCAGUUCUCGUAGCCUCUGGCUUCGUUUUCUGCUAUCCAUGCAUAUUUAAAUACGUCUCCCAGGUGAGGACGCGCCCCAUAGCUACGGCUCUGUUGGCUCGAAUGGCGGCCUCUUCUGUGGGUCCUGAUGACCUCCUCCUUGAUCUGCUGCAGUACAAGCGGUGCCCGGUCACACUGAUGCCUGCAUCAGUCGAGCAGAUCAGGAGGCUCUUCCACGAUCUAUAG
Spirodela intermedia is the source of this 4942-nucleotide messenger RNA. Lineage: Eukaryota; Viridiplantae; Streptophyta; Magnoliopsida; Alismatales; Araceae. The record is from the annotation of a GenBank genome assembly.